AUGUCUGUAGUCACUAAGCUUCGUUCUCCGGUUAAGCCAAUGGCCGAGUCACGAGCCAUCCUCUGUUCGACUGGAAACAGAUUUAGGCCUUCGAAAACAGAGAUCGCGAAGAAGAAGCCACAACAGCAUCCGAAACCGACGAAAUCUCCGGCGCCGGAUUCGUCCGUGACCAGCAACUUUACAGCUUCAACUGAUGACUCCUCUUCUUCGUCAUCAUCCUCGGAACGUUCGUCGGUGAAGACGACAAACUCUGGGAGAAUCAACACUCCGACGAAGAAGAAACGCAACGGAGUAACGAAGCUCAAUAAUGUCGUCGCCGUCGCCGCCGUUAAGGACAUUUCUCCUGAAAUUCCGGGACCGGACAAGAGAUGCCACUGGAUCACACCUAACUCAGACCCGAUCUACGUGUUGUUCCAUGACGAGGAAUGGGGUGUUCCAGUUCGUGACGACAAGAAACUCUUUGAGCUGCUUGUCUUCUCUCAGGCUUUAGCUGAGUUUAGCUGGCCUUCAUUGCUUCACAAAAGAGAUGCUUUCAGGAAGCUCUUUGAAGAUUUCGAUCCUUCAGCUAUAGCACAAUUCACAGAGAAGAAGUUGUUGUCUCUUAAAGUAAACGGGUGUCUUGUUCUGUCCGAACAGAAACUACGAGCCAUUGUAGAUAGUGCGAAGUCGGUUCUCAAGGUGAAGCAAGAGUUUGGAUCAUUCAGCAACUAUUGUUGGAGAUUUGUGAACCACAAGCCAUUGAGAAAUUGUUACCGGUAUGGUCGUCAAGUACCGGUUAAAUCGCCUAAAGCUGAGUAUAUAAGCAAGGAUAUGAUGCAGAGAGGGUUUCGAUGCGUUGGUCCUACUGUUGUUUAUUCCUUCUUGCAGGUCUCUGGCAUUGUCAAUGAUCAUCUCACAGGUUGCUUCAGAUACCAAGAAUGUGAUGUUGAGACUGAGAAACAACUGAGAACCCCUGAGACUGUGACUGAACUCGAACUGCAUUCUCCAUGA
Microthlaspi erraticum is the source of this 990-nucleotide messenger RNA. The record is from the annotation of a GenBank genome assembly. NCBI's taxonomy places the organism in Eukaryota, Viridiplantae, Streptophyta, Magnoliopsida, Brassicales, Brassicaceae.